UUGAAAACCAAAGGAGUGUGUGUGUGUGUGUGAGGACAACAGAGAAGCAUUUCCCUGACUUCGUAGAGAGGGCUGAGAAGUGCAGAGGAGACAGACGGGCAGAGAGGCAGGCAGUGUUGGAGUAUCACAGGGCUGGUGGUGCUGGCAGAGCAUGAGAGUGGAGACUGGGGGGAAUCCACUGACUGGAGCUGCCGAUACUGGUGUCACUGGCAGAAGCUGCUUGAGCAAGAGGCAGAAAACCGACGCAGCAACCAGGAUCUCGCCGGGGGGGGCAGCAUUUUACAGCGACAGCGAAGCGUGGAGACAGCUGAAACCUGCACACACACCAUCACCCACACACACACACGCACUACAAUCCUGCUUUUUUUCUGAAAAACUGGAGAGCAGCUACAAACUGUGUCAUUUUCUUGUCCAGGGAUGGUGAACGUCGGUGAGGAAAACUUCUGGAGAGUUAAUUUUCUUGUAAGCAGGACUCACCACAGAGUUUUUAAAUUUGUUUUCCCUUCAGAGGUUUAAACCCUCUAUCUGAACACAUCUACAACAGUUGCAAGCAGUGUUUAGGACCAUUUAGAUGCCCCCCCCUCCUGAUCCUGAUCUAAUCUAAACAGUAAAGUGGAUUAUGACAGAAAUAUUUUUGGAUUCCCAAAUAUAUCUCUGACCGGUGGAGUUAUGCCUAUCAGUUAAGAGGAGGAUCUUUUUCCAUUUUUUUCCUGUCUCCUGUGGAUUACAGAUGGGCUUCUUGAUCUCCUGGUGCAGUCUCAUGGAUGACCGCUUGCUGCCAAUCAAUUGGAUAAAGUAUAAAAAAGGACACAAGUGAGUAUCCUGCCGGGUUUUUUAACUCUCCGGCUUAAGUCUGUUCAGAAACAAUUGUGCUUAGAGUGAAUCUGUUAUGUGAGCACAUAGCGGCAACUCCCCCCGCCCCCCUCUUUUGAUAAGAGAAAUGGUAACAACAUUGAUUAAACUGUUGUGUCCACGGCUUAUCAGGGUGAAAAAUGACAUGUGAUUUUUUUCACACACAUUAAUCUGCAUGUUUACAAGCCAAUAACCAUAAUUCACUAAAUGAGGGGUACUGUCCAAACGGCUGGUGGUUUGGGCACAAGUGGAGAUUGAUUGAAGUGACCUGUGUGAAUCCUAUUAAUGCAUCCUGGAUUCUGGCCAAGGCAGAAGCAGUGGAGGGGAACACCACUGUCUAGCAGCACUGCCUGAUCUGUCACUUCACUGGACAAACUGAGGACACUUUUGCACCCCCCCCGCCCCACACACAACUACAUUCCUCCUUCUCCUCCUCCUUUCCCUUGUCAGGCAAGAAUGGUACCCCCACCUCCCACCAACAAGCCGCAUGUGUGCCUGUCCACCAUCCUGAUCAUGAGCAGCAUGGCACUGAUUGAUGCCUACCUGGUGGAGCAGAACCACGGGCCACGCAAGAUUGGCAUCUGCAUCAUGGUGAUGGUGGGAGACAUCUGCUUCCUGAUCGUCUUGCGUUACGUAGCCGUGUGGGUGGGUGCCGAGGUGCGGACAGCAAAGCGAGGCUAUGCCAUGAUCCUCUGGUUCCUAUACAUCUUUGUGCUGGAGAUCAAGGUCUACUUUGUGUAUCAAAACUACAAGGCAGACAGGAAGAGCUUGGAUGCUCUUGCGAGGAAGGCUCUAACGUUGCUGUUGUCGAUCUGCAUUCCAGUGCUCUUUAUUGUGCUGGUCGCUAUCGAUCAUAUGGAGUACGUACGCGCCUUCAAGAAGCGCGAGGAGAUACGUAACCGUCUCUUCUGGGUGGUGGUAGACUUGCUGGACAUACUGGACAUCCAGGCUAACCUUUGGGAGCCUCAGAAAAAGGGACUCCCUCUGUGGGCGGAAGGCCUGAUGUUCUUCUACUGCUACAUUCUUCUGCUUGUGCUGCCCUGUGUGUCCUUGAGUGAGAUCAGCAUGCAGGGCAUCAACAUUGUGCCCCACAAGAUGCUCCUGUACCCCAUCCUCAGCCUGGUGACCAUCAACAUCAUCACACUGUUCAUCCGUGGCGGGAACAUGAUUCUGUACAGGGACGCGAGGGUCUCCGGGAUCCUGAUAGGAAAGAACAUCCUGGCCAUCAUCCUAAAGACCUGCAGCUUUGUGCAGUACAGGAGACAGUUGCAGAACGCUCCUCCCGCCUUUGGGGUCGAGCUGCAGAAAAACUCAGUGGCCCAUGCGCGCCCUUCCCCCACCCCACCUCAAGUGGUCAUCCAGGACCAGACGGCCCUUCCUGAGGUGACAACAUGUGAACACACAUGACAGAAGAGGUGAGCUGGACCAUAGAAAUGUCGAUGUGAAUAUAUACAUAAGCCCCAGGACGCUGGCAGAGCACAUCGCUCCACACCUUUAGGGCAUGUGAAUGCUCAUGUGGGCACACAAGAGAUCACUAUCUCUUCUGCUCAGUGGCACACGGAACACUGCAGACACUUAGGGAAAGCUGUAGCAGUGAUGUAUUCAAAGCUGUCAUGGUGCAAAAAUACAGUAUCCAUUGUGAGUUUGUCAAAGCAUUUCUCCCCCAGUGAAUUGAGCUAAUUGUGUAUUUUUCUAACUGUAAAAAGAAAAAAAGAAAAAGAAAACUACUGUAAAGAUUACAGGAUAUAUUUUUGAAUUGUGUGAUGUUCUCAUCUUAAACUUAAGGGUCCGUGUGCUGUGGUGUAUUUUUCUGUUGCUCGAAUGUUCUUAGUAGUAGAGGGCUUUAAUGUGACAAAUUCCGAGGGUGCAACUAACGAGAGAAUCAAAGUAAUGAAGAUGAAAACAACUGUUAAAGCUUUCUCUUGAAAGAUGAGUGUUUUAUACUGUAUGUGAUUCUUUGAUAACGUAUUGUGUACAAGAUAAAGGCUUUAUUGCUCUUUCA
Messenger RNA from Solea senegalensis (Senegalese sole), 2854 nucleotides. RefSeq names its product transmembrane protein 121. The record is from RefSeq and is a predicted model, not a curated record. NCBI's taxonomy places the organism in Eukaryota, Metazoa, Chordata, Actinopteri, Pleuronectiformes, Soleidae. The transcript has a single exon. The coding region runs from base 1309 to 2259 and encodes 316 amino acids.